This is a messenger RNA of Cinclus cinclus, 825 nucleotides long. RefSeq names its product potassium voltage-gated channel modifier subfamily G member 1 (gene KCNG1). Gene Ontology annotation, molecular function: delayed rectifier potassium channel activity. Gene Ontology annotation, biological process: regulation of delayed rectifier potassium channel activity; potassium ion transmembrane transport. The record is from RefSeq and is a predicted model, not a curated record. Gene Ontology annotation, cellular component: membrane; voltage-gated potassium channel complex. NCBI's taxonomy places the organism in Eukaryota, Metazoa, Chordata, Aves, Passeriformes, Cinclidae.
AUGACUCUUAUGCCUGGAGAAAAUUCCGACUAUGACUAUAGUGCCCUGAGCUGUACUUCAGAUGCUUCCUUCAACCACAGGUUCUUUCCAGAAUCUGAAACCCUCAAGGGAGUGUUUUACCAAAGAGCCAGGCUAAUCCACCCUCAGGAGGAUCUCCUCAAAGGCUUCCACCCCGACGACCGCAAGCGUCACAUAAUUAUCAACGUGGGGGGCAUCAAGUACUUGCUCCCCUGGACCACACUCGAUGAGUUCCCCCUGACACGUUUCUCGGGCAACAUCUACCUGGACAAGGUGGGGCUGGUGCUGCGGAUCCUGCGGGCUCUGCGCAUCCUGUACGUGAUGCGGCUGGCGCGGCACUCGCUGGGGCUGCAGACGCUGGGGCUGACGGCGCGGCGCUGCACGCGCGAGUUCGGGCUGCUGCUGCUCUUCCUGUGCGUGGCCAUCGCGCUCUUUGCACCCCUGCUCUACGUCAUCGAGAACGAGAUGGCCGACUCGCAGGAGUUCACCAGCAUCCCCGCCUGCUACUGGUGGGCUGUCAUCACCAUGACCACCGUGGGCUACGGGGACAUGGUGCCCAGGAGCAUCCCCGGGCAGGUGGUUGCACUGAGCAGCAUCCUGAGCGGAAUCCUCCUCAUGGCCUUCCCGGUCACCUCCAUCUUCCACACCUUCUCACGCUCCUACCUGGAGCUGAAGCAAGAGCAGGAGAGGAUCAUGUACAGGAGAGCACAGUUCUUGCUGAAAGCCAAGUCUCAGAUGAGCAACGAGUCGCAAGGCAGCGAGGUUUUGUUCACCACUCUCUCUUCCGAGACUAGGGACAAUGAAUGA